Solanum verrucosum is the source of this 2511-nucleotide messenger RNA. RefSeq lists its product as uncharacterized. Bases 1 to 2511 code for a protein of 836 amino acids. The record is from RefSeq and is a predicted model, not a curated record. NCBI's taxonomy places the organism in Eukaryota, Viridiplantae, Streptophyta, Magnoliopsida, Solanales, Solanaceae. Gene Ontology annotation, biological process: DNA integration. The transcript is spliced from 3 exons. Gene Ontology annotation, molecular function: RNA-DNA hybrid ribonuclease activity; nucleic acid binding.
AUGAAUUUCGGAUUAAAGAAUGCUGGGGCUACAUACAUGAGGGCAAUGACCACCAUGUUUCACGACAUGAUCCACAAGGAAAUUGAAGUUUAUGUGGAUGAUGUCAUCAUCAAAUCAAAGAAGGGUUCAAAUCAUCUAGAUGAUCUGCGAAAGCUCUUUGCCAGGCUACGCAAGUAUAACUUGAAGUUGAAUCCUGCAAAAUGUGUCUUUGGGGUUCCUGCUGGAAAGCUUCUGGGUUUCAUUGUCAGCCGCCGGGGUAUAGAACUGGAUCCAUCGAAAAUCAAAUCCAUUCGUGAUCUACCUCCGCCAAAGAGUAAGAAAGAGUCUACUGUCAUUUGUGAGCCUAUCUUCAAGCUGUUGAAGAAGGAUGCUGCGGUGAAAUGGAUAGACGAAUGUCAACAAGUCUGCAUUUUGGGGAAACAUGAUGAGACUGGAAAGAAGGAGCAGGCGAUAUAUUACAUGAGCAAGAAGUUUACAUCAUACGAGGCUCGAUACUCUCUAUUGGAGCGUACCUGUUGUGCUGUAACUUGGGUCGCCCAGAAACUGCGACACUACCUCUCCUCGCACACUACUUAUCUGAUUUCAAGGAUGGAUCCUCUGAAGUAUAUCUUUCAAAAGCCCAUGCCUACAGGUAAACUGGCUAAAUGGCAGAUAUUACUGAGCGAGUUUGACAUAGUGUAUGUUACACAGAAGGCAAUGAAGGCACAAACAUUAGCAGAUCAUAUGGCGGAGAACCCUGUAGAUGAUGAUUAUAGACCGUUGAAGACUUACUUCCCAGACGAAGAAGUAGCUUUUGUCGGGGAAGACAUUUCUAAAGAAUAUGAUAGUUGGAGGAUGUUCUUUGAUGGAGCUAAGAACUUGAGCGGAUCCGGCAUCGGAGCUGUUUUGAUCUCACCAACUCGGCAACAUUAUCCGGUAUCAGCCAAACUCAGGUUCCUUUGCUCAAAUAAUAUGUCUGAAUAUGAAGCUUGCACAUUGGGACUCCAACGUGCUAUCGACUUGGAUAUCCAAGAAAUGUUGAUAAUAGGAGAUUCAGACCUAUUGAUUCAUCAGGUCCAAGGCGAAUGGGUUACCAAGAAUCGAAAGUUGUUACCAUACUUGGAGUGCGUGCAUAGGUUGUGUAAAAGGUUCAUCAAGGCAGAAUUCAAACAUGUGCCAAGGAUCCAACAUGAAUUCGUAGAUGCCUUAGCCAUUUUUUCUUCCAUGAUUCAACAUCCUGAUCAUAAUUACAUUGAUCCUAUUUACAUCCACAUAUACGAGCAAUUAACAUACUGUUUUCAUAUUGAGGAAGAGCCUGAUGGAAAGCCUUGGUACGAUGACAUUCGAGGAUAUUUGAAAAGCGGUAAGUAUACAGAGGAUGCAACAAGUGUACAAAAGCGUACAAUUCGGAGGUUAGCGAAUCAAUUCUUUCUAAGUGGAGAAAUCAUUUAUAGGAGGACUCCCGACUUGAGGUUGCUAAGGUGCGUCGAAGCUGGAGAAGCUAGUGGACUGAUUGAAGAGAUACAUGUAGGAACAUGUGGUCCUCACAUGAAUGGUUUUACAUUGGCCAAGAAGAUCCUAAGAUCGGGAUAUUUCUGGCUAACUAUGGAAACAGACUGUAUUCGCUAUGUUAAAAAAUGUUACCAAUGUCAGACUCAUGCAGAUAUGAUUCGAGUUCCUCCCAACGAACUCCAUGUUACUAGUUCACUUUGGCCCUUUGCAGCUUUGGGCAUGGACGUCAUUGGUCCAAUCGAGCCAGCAGCAUCCAAUGGACAUAGAUUCAUUCUGGUUGCAAUCGACUACUUCACCAAGUGGGUCGAAGCUAGCUCCCACAAAUUAGUGACAAAGAAGGUUGUGGAUGACUUUGUAAAAAAUAACAUCAUCUGUAGAUUCGGAAUUCCUGAGUCCAUCAUCACUAAUAAUGGAACCAACCUAAAUAGUGAUUCGAUGAGAUCAUUUUGCGAGAAAUUCAAGAUCAGUCAUCGAAAUUCUACAGCAUAUAGACCACAGAUUAAUGGAGCUAUUGAGGUUGCAAACAAGAACAUCAAGAGGAUAUUACACAAAAUGAUCGACAAUCAUAGACACUGGCAUGAAAAGCUACCAUUUGCAUUGCAGGGAUAUCGUACCAGCAUCAGAACUUCUACUGGGGCUACACCUUAUUUUCUAGUAUAUGGUAAUGAAGUUGUGAUACCUGCUGAAGUAGAGAUACCAUCUCUAAGGAUUAUUCAGGAAGCGGAGUUGAGUGAUGUUAAAUGGAUACAAGUUCGGGCGGAGAAUCUGGCAUUAAUAUAUGGAAGAAGAAUUAAUGCCAUUUGUCAUGGUCAACUCUAUCAAAAUAGAAUGGCCAGAGAGUUUAACAAGAAGGUUAGACCCAGACACUUCUCACCUAGGCAACUGGUUUUGAAGCGGAUUUUCCCAAAUCAAGAUGAAGCAAGGGGUAAAUUCUCACCAAACUGGCAAGGCCCAUACAUAGUCUCUCGGGUAUUAACAGGCGGAGCCCUCAUACUUGCAGAAAUGGAUGGAGAAGUUUGA